Penaeus indicus is the source of this 741-nucleotide messenger RNA. RefSeq names its product perlucin-like protein. The record is from RefSeq and is a predicted model, not a curated record. Lineage: Eukaryota; Metazoa; Arthropoda; Malacostraca; Decapoda; Penaeidae. The transcript has 4 exons. Gene Ontology annotation, molecular function: signaling receptor activity. Bases 161 to 646 code for a protein of 161 amino acids.
AAGGAAGUGUGUAUUCCCGCCACCUGUCACCUUGCCUGCAUGUGUUGCUACCCAGACUAGUGCUUGGCAAUUUUCUGAAGCCUUUUAUGCCUUUUAUGCUCCAGGGACGCACUGGAGCAUAAAAGGCACAGCACUGUCCCGCGGAGGCAGAAAAGCAGCCAUGAGGUUCCUUGUUCUCCUGCUGCCUUCCCUGCUCCCGCUGACGGGAUCUGCAACCUCAUCUUAUAACACUAAACAAUGCCCUCUCGGAUUCCACAAUAUUUACGACCACUGCGUCCAGUUCCGCACGCAGUCUGCCACGUGGCACCAGAUGUACAACGAGUGCUUUAACGUCGGUGCCAAUAUGGUCAAGCUCGAUGACGCAAACUUCAUGUACUACCUCGUCAAGUUUAUCUUUGACUAUGGAUUGGAGGGCCACCAUUAUUGGAUCGGCGCCACAGACUUUGAAGAAGAAGGUGUCUUCAGAUGGACGGACGGAACGGCGGUCAAGAUGGGGACGCCGUUCUGGGGCGACAACAGCGACCAGGUGCAAGAACCCGAUGGCGGUACCAGCCAGAACUGCGGAUUCUUGGCAAAGGAUGAUCAUUUCUUUAUGAUGGACUCACCGUGUGGUAAAGAAUUGUCCGUUAUCUGUGAGAUAAACUGACGAAGUUCAUGUCAAAAACCUGCUGGUCAGUAGACAUCUAAACAUUGAUAUUUCUCGUUUUAGCAACGAAUAUAUUUAGAUCUUAACCACAAUAA